Messenger RNA from Cercopithifilaria johnstoni, 264 nucleotides. Lineage: Eukaryota; Metazoa; Nematoda; Chromadorea; Rhabditida; Onchocercidae. The record is from the annotation of a GenBank genome assembly.
AUGGAAAAGAAGCUGAUGGAUAAAGCAUUUUUAUUAUUACUAUACUGGAUGGUGUUUGCAUCCUUCACAUUCACUGAUUAUUACUCCGAACGGAUAAUGAGAAUUUUUCCUUUGUACUGGAUCGUCAAGUGCAUCUAUUGUAUGUAUUUGUAUUUACCACAAACAGAUGGUUUAAAUAUCAUGGAGGAAAGGGUCAUUCUACCGGCAUUGCAAAAAUUUGCUAAAAAUAGAGCAGGAGAAACUCCACAAAACACAUUACCGUAA